UCUUCACACAUUGUGUCAUUAUAUACCCAUAUAUCUAUCUAUCUAUCUGUGUGUUUGCGAAUCUAGUGCAGAGAAAAAGAUAGAUUAGGGCCUUAAUUCACCGAAUUUGAGAGUAGGGUUUCGAAUUCCGAAUGUUCUUGAAAGGUUAUGAGUUUUGGAGCUGUUUUUUUUUUGAUUUUUGUAGUUGCCGACAGAGAGAGGUUUUUGAAUUCGAAUGGCAUCAAUGGCGGAACCAAUGAGGAGAUUCGGAGUCGGUUACGCUCUCGCUCCGAAGAAGCGUCAGAGUUUCAUUCAAGUUUCGUUGGUGAAUCUAGCGAGAGAGAGAGGUAUCGAUCUCAUUCGUAUUGAUACGGACAAGCCUUUGGUUGAUCAAGGACCGUUCGAUUGCGUGAUGCACAAGCUCUGCGGCUCUGAUUGGAAGAACCAGUUGGAGGAGUACUCGAUAAAGAACCCUAAUGUCCUGAUAAUAGAUUCCCCUGAUGCGAUUGAGAGGCUUCACAAUCGGAUUUCGAUGCUCGAGGUUGUUACAGGUUUGAAUAACAUUGAGACUGAGACCGAAUCGUUUGGAAUUCCGAAGCAGAUUGUGAUUUACGAUACGAGGACGCUCUUAGAUCCGAAUCAAUGGGGUGAGGGUUUGAAGUUUCCGGUGAUUGCCAAGCCUUUGGUCGCCGAUGGGAGUGCGAAAUCGCACAAGAUGUCUCUGGUUUUCAAUCAGGAUGGUUUGAACAAGCUAAAACCUCCGAUUGUGUUGCAAGAGUUCGUGAAUCAUGGUGGGGUGAUCUUCAAAACCUAUGUGGUUGGGGACUAUGUGAAAUGCGUGAAGAGGAAAUCUUUGCCAGACGUUUCGGAGGAGAAAUUGAAGAGUUUGGAGGGUUCUUUGUCGUUUUCACAGGUUUCGAAUCUAACUAUUCAGGAAAGAAAUGAUGAUGAGUAUUACAAGAUGAUGAAUUUGGAAGAAAUUGAGAUGCCUCCACAGAGUUUUAUCACCGAUAUUGCUCGUGGACUGAGGCGAGCAACAAAGCUUCAUCUUUUUAACUUUGAUGUCAUUAGGGACACUAGAAUUGGGAAUAGGUACCUUGUAAUUGACAUAAAUUACUUCCCUGGGUAUGCGAAAAUGCCAUCAUAUGAGACUGUUUUGACAGACUUUUUCUGGGAUGUGUUAAGCAAGAAAGACACAACAACAGGUCUUGAUAAUAAUCUUGAGGUCAUUAGUUUUGAGAAAGAAGCAAGGAAGUUAGUUACCAACAAUGGGUGUGAAGGAAAUGAUGAAGAAACAGGGAACCCAAUUCAAGUCUGAUGGGACUUGAGACCAUGGUUUACAUUGUGGGUUUAUUGGCCAAAAGAUUCGGUCAGCAGAAGCUGCUCAAUGCUAUGCACAUUUCUUUUAGAUAGCAGUUAGUACAGUGGUGAAUAAGUAGGUUCUUUGCUUCUGUUUUUCAGCCUCCCAAAGGCAUUAUUACUACAUGGUGUUCCUAGUUGAUCAUGUACAUUCCAUGUUGCUUUGGAGAUAGGUACUUCUCAAAUACUCUGGAAGUUUUUAGGAAGGUUAAGUUGUCCCUUUGAGGCAUAUGUAAUUCCUGGCUUAGAAACUGUUCUGAUUUCUUCCUUUGGCAACUUUAAUCAAUGAAUCUUGCCAUUUUGUCAAUGAUAGUUUCAUUUUGUUUCCUUUGCA
Messenger RNA from Camellia sinensis, 1672 nucleotides. RefSeq names its product inositol-tetrakisphosphate 1-kinase 1. Gene Ontology annotation, cellular component: cytoplasm. Lineage: Eukaryota; Viridiplantae; Streptophyta; Magnoliopsida; Ericales; Theaceae. Gene Ontology annotation, molecular function: magnesium ion binding; inositol-3,4,5,6-tetrakisphosphate 1-kinase activity; inositol-1,3,4-trisphosphate 6-kinase activity. The record is from RefSeq and is a predicted model, not a curated record. Gene Ontology annotation, biological process: inositol trisphosphate metabolic process.